AUGGUGGGAGAACUUGUAGUGGUUACUGCAGAGUCUGAAACUGAAACAGAGGGACGACAGGGGCAAGUUCAGGGCAGAAACACUGUGCAAAAUCAAAUGAAAGAAAAUGAGGAAACUUGGGCUUUGGCAGUGGAGUCAGGUGCUGUCCUAUUGGAUGACGACGUGGAUAUUAUGGCAAUUUUGAAAGAGCAGAACGAUGAGUUAGCGGUGAAAAGAAAAAUGGCAAAACAAAAGGAAAAGACACGAAGAAGUCAGCCGAAGAAGCUCAAUAAGCUAAACAUGUUAGGAUUGGUGGAAACUAAGAGGCAGGAUUUUACGAAGUUUGAUGUUGCAAGAAUUUGGGGUUGGAAUAAUGUGGGAUGGGAGUUUGUAGAGUCGGCAGGGGCUUCUGGGGGUCUGCUAUUAAUUUGGGAUGAUGAUUUGUUUAAAGCCAAUAACUGUUAUAAAGGGGAGAGAUGGUUGUGCGUUGAAGGAGUGAUGAUGAAAAAUAAUUUUAAUUGUGCUGUUUGUCUGGUGUAUGGGGCGCAUGAGAGGGAGGAGAAGCGGGUUGUAUGGGAGGAAUUAAGCUAUGUUGCGGGUCUGUGUCAGUUGGUGGACUUGCCUCUGAAUGAUAGGAAGUUCACGUGGUUCAGGGGUCGUUCUUGCAGUCGGAUUGAUAGGGUCCUGGUUAAUAUAGAGUGGAUUGAGGAAUUUCCUGAUGUUCGCCUAAAAGGUGGGCCUAGAGGGUUGUCUGAUCACUGUCCGUUGAUUGUGGAGGAUAAAAGAAUUGGGGGUGGCCCACGGCCUUUCAGAACUCUGGAUUCCUGGUUUACUCAUGAGGAUUUUCUGCGAAUGGUUAAAAAUGAAUGGAGAAAUUUGGGGGAUGGUCAAUUCACAAGUAAGUUAAAGGCUUUGGCGGGGCCUUUACGACUAUGGCAUAAGAACAACUUUGGAGACAUGGAGAAGAGACUGCAGACCCUGGAGGAGGAGAUUAAGAAACUGGAUAAUCUGGUUAGUGCUGGUGUCUAUGAUGGUACGACGGAGGCUAGAAGAAGGGCGUUGGUGAGCUUCUGCGAGAAGUGGUAUGUUAGGAAAGAGUUACACUGGAAGCAGAUGUCGCGGUCACAACAUGCUAAGCACAUGGAUAGAAAUACUCGAUUUUUUCAUAAUAUUGCCUCGGCUAGAAGACGGAAUAACAGGAUUGAUGCUCUCUUGAUUCAUGGGAGGGUAGUGCAGAAUCAAACAAGAAUAAAGGUUGCAAUUAGAGGGUUUUAUAAGGAUCUAUAUCGACAGGAAGUAGUUCCGAGGAUUGGCUUUCAGGAUGGGUUGGUGAGACAGAUUGAUGGAGCAGAGGCUGCGGCUUUGGAGGUGAUGCCAUCGGGGGAGGAAAUUCGGGAGGCAGUUUGGGACUGUGAAUCUUCUAAAGCCCCGGGUAGUGAUGAUUACAAUUUAAACUUCAUCAAACGAUGCUGGGAGGAUAUUGGCCAGGAGUUCACUGCAGCAGUGAUGGAUUUCUUCCAAAGUGCUAAGUUACCAGCCGAUGCGAAUGUCACAUGGGUGACGCUAGCCCCGAAAUUUGUGGGGGCUAAGGAGAUCAAGGACUUUCGGCCGAUUAGUAUGGUGGGGUGUGUGUAUAAGGUGAUUUUCAAGGUCUUAGUGCGGAGGAUGAGAACAGUGAUGCCAGAUUUGGUGGGUGAGACGCAGAGUGCUUUUGUCAAGGGUAGGAAGAUACAUGACGGAGCCCUCAUUGCUUGUGAGACAGUACAAUGGCUCAAGUCGCGGAGAAAGAAGGCGACAAUCAUAAAGCUAGACUUUCAGAAAGCAUAUGACAGAGUUAGAUGGAGCUUUGUGGAUAUUGUGCUUCAGAAGAUGGGAUUUGGGCAAAGGUGGAGGAGUUGGGUGAAGGAGUGUGUCACUUCGGCGUCUAUGUCAGUAUUAGUGAAUGGUUCACCAUCAAAAGCGUUUAAAAUGGAAAGGGGAUUAAGACAAGGAGAUCCCCUCUCACCUCUUCUGUUUGUACUUGUGGUUGAUGUUUUGCAUAGAAUGUUUAGGGUAGCCGCAAGGAACGGGCGGAUUGCUCCAUUGCGGAUUGGGAGAGAUCAUAUUGAAUUGUCUCAUCUCCAAUUCGCAGAUGAUACUAUCUUGUUUUGCCCUCCGGAGAUAGAAACAAUUGUGAACUACAAGAGGUUGUUGCGUUGUUUUGAACUGAUGUCUGGGCUGAGCAUCAAUUUUGAUAAGUCGAAUCUGAUCCCAGUGAACUGUGAGCAGGAGUGGGUGGAGCAUGUGUGUGGCCUUCUGGGUUGUAAGCAAGCGGUGCUACCUAUUCGGUACCUCGGGAUCCCUCUAGGUGCGAAUCCUCGGUUGGUAAAGACUUGGAAGCCUAUCAUAGAAAAGGUGGAAUCGAAGCUCAGCUUGUGGAAAGCAAAGGUCUUAAACAAAGCAGGAAAGCUAAUUCUCAUUAAAUCGGUUUUGAAUAGCUUACCGAUUUAUUACCUUAGCCUUUACAAGAUGCCGAGGGCGGUAGCUAACAAGUUGAUUGCACUCCAGAGAAGUUUUAUGUGGUGUACGAAGGAUGGUGCUUAUGGUAUGCCGCUGGUGAAGUGGGAAGUGGUUCAGGCUCCAAAAAAGGCUGGAGGCUUGGGAGUUGGCGAUGCAGUGGUCAGGAACGCAGCGCUUUUGUUCAAAUGGUGGUGGCGGUUCUCAAAGGAGGAAUACCCUUUGUGGAAGAAGGUUGUUUGUUCGUGUAAUAAUCUGGACCCUAGUGCGUUGCUAUCUAGUCAGAUUCUACCAGUGAAGGGGGGUCCAUGGAAAGAUAUCUGUCAGUUGAAUAUAGCAGAACAACAGGUGAAAGAAAAGCUUAUUAGUGGCCUAGCGAUGGAAGUAGGGGAUGGAAGACGGACUCGGUUUUGGGAAGAUAAUUGGGUGCAAGGUGGCCCUCUGAAAGGAAGUUUUCCAAGACUCUUCUCUAUUUCAAACCAACAAGGAUCUGUGACCGGGGACUGUGGGUUCUGGGAUGGGUUAGAGUGGGUUUGGAAUUUUCAGUGGAAGAGGGAGUUGUUCCAAUGGGAGUUGGAAUUGGCUCAUCAACUUCAUGAGAGGUUAAGACCAGUGAAGCUAUCAGUUGGUAGAGAGGAUAAUAUUGUGUGGAAGUUUGAUAAUAAAGGAAUUUUUUCUACUAACUCUUUCAUGCAGGUGUUGCAAUCGGAGACUCUAUCGGCGGAGAUUACGAGCUACAGUUUCACUCAAUCAAUUUGGGGAGGACUUGUACCACCGAGAAUUGAGCUUUUUGGCUGGUUUGUUCUGGUUGGUAGGGUGAAUACCAAAGAAAGAUUGAGCAGAUUAGGCGUGAUUCCUCCAAAUGAUAAUAUUUGCGCCCUGUGUAAAAAGGAGAUGGAAACUGUUCAUCAUUUAUUUCUUGAAGGUGGAGCAGCGGAUGUUGUUGAUUGCAUUUUUUACAGUGAUUUGGAAUAUCUGGAGGGAACGGAAUGA
Messenger RNA from Arachis ipaensis, 3468 nucleotides. The record is from RefSeq and is a predicted model, not a curated record. NCBI's taxonomy places the organism in Eukaryota, Viridiplantae, Streptophyta, Magnoliopsida, Fabales, Fabaceae.